This is a messenger RNA of Limanda limanda (common dab), 4748 nucleotides long. It is a transcript of the gene rnf38, whose product is annotated as ring finger protein 38. The record is from RefSeq and is a predicted model, not a curated record. The transcript is spliced from 13 exons. NCBI's taxonomy places the organism in Eukaryota, Metazoa, Chordata, Actinopteri, Pleuronectiformes, Pleuronectidae. The coding region runs from base 153 to 2396 and encodes 747 amino acids.
CGCACACACACAGACACACAAUACCACCGACAGAUCCGCGUCAAGAGCCCGGCCGAGGAGAGCACACUGGAGCGCAUUAAAGCUUCUUCUGUGAGAGGAAACGAGAGGAAAACGCAGGGAAAAAAGAAACAGAGGAAAUCCCCCGAAAGGAAAUGCCAAUCGCAGCCGCUGGACAGCCGACGACCCGGGAGCCCAGAGUUUGCCCCCGGCUGCCCUCCACCCCGGAGCCCGUCCCUAAAGGGGCUGAUUUAUUCGACGAGGCGGGGGCGGCGGAGUCGGCGGAGCGAACAGAGUACGGGGGCUCGGAGGGGGGCAGAGGACUCGGGGGCUAUAGUUACACCCAGGGCGGCGCUAGGGGCUUUGCACAGCCGGGAUCCACCAGCUCUCCGCCGCAGUCCCCAGCCGCGUCCUCCUCCUUCCUCCUCCACCCGCUCCACCCGCACCAAAUGGCAAUGGAGCCCCCAAGGACUCGUUCGCGUUCUCGCUCUGGAUAUUACCAGCAGUACGGUGGUGGUGGUGGUAAUGGCACUGGAUUUACCGGCAGUGGAGUCAUGGGAUCUAACCAUCACCAGCUUCACCAUCAGCAGCAGCAUCUAUAUCCACAGCAGCAGCAGCAGCAGCAGCAGCAGCAGCACGGUGCCGGCUGCGCACCACUUGGAGCUCACAGCCACCACCCGGAGCACCAGCAGCGAUCCCCAGGAAGUAACACCUCUCCCGGCAUCCAGAGGCUUUCUUCCGUUCCCGGAGCCCACCGCAUCCCGGCAGCAGGGGCCUCUGGUGGAUCCUACCACUGCUACCCAGACCACGCAUAUGGAGAGGAGAGUGAUAAGAGUGAGGAAAGCCCCAGUCCGAAGCGCCAGAGGCUGUCCAGCCAGUCUGUUUUGGAACAACUCACCUCAUCCGCUCCCCCACCUUCCACGCCGUCUCCCCCCAUCCGCCCCUGGGAGUCAGGGCCCGCAAGCCGGAGACAACCUCACCCCCACCUCCAGUACCACCAGGAGCGAUGCCUCACUCCUGCUCGGCACAGACGCAGCCCACCAGCGAGGCGUCAGCGUGGCCGUCUAUCCAGACCACCACGUCAUUUGCCCCCCCAUCUGCACCCCUCCACCCAAGGCCCCGCACCUCGCCUGUCGCCAUCCGAGCACCAGGAUGAAAAUUUCCACCACAACCCCCAUCCCUCCACACACCAGACAUACCCAACACACCCGCCCAGCGCCUAUGGUCAGCCCCUGACAGCUGGUGUUGGCGGGCCGGGGUCGGACGAGCCCCGGGCUUUCCACCCCCCUACCCUGUCGCCACGUCUACUGCAUCCAGCUGCUCACCACCACCACCACCUCCAUCAUCAGCAUCAGCAUCAUGCAGCACACCAGCAGCAAGGAGCCAUGGUCCUAGACCUGCAUGAACAGCUGCAGCAGGCCAGUGUACCAGUGUCGUACACGGUGACCCCAGUCCCUCCUCAUGGUCUCUCUGCACCUUUGUGUAGUGGUCAGCACCUUCCCCCUUCCUGUUCUUCACAACAGCAAGUCCCUGCUUGCAGCGUGGUCUUCAGCACUGGACAACACUUCCACCCGAUGCUACAGGCAUGUUCAAUGCAACAUUUGCCGGUGCCCUAUGCCUUUCCGUCACUGCUGACCAGUGACCCUCAGUUCCUGCUCCCUCCUCCACCUCACCUCUCUCACCACGCGCCUCACCUCCCCACACCCGCACAGUUCCUGCCUUUCCAGACGCAACAGCCUCGAUCGCCGUUACAGACGAUCGAAAACGAGGUUGAGCUUCUGGGAGAGCAGCUUUCAGUGGGUGGAGGAUUCAGCUACGCCCACCACCACCACCAUCACCACCAGCCUCCCUCCACCUUGCCGCCCUCCACCCCACUCCAGUUCCUCUCACACCAUGACCCCCUGUCACAGGAGCUCUUCACAGUGCCCUAUCCUCACUUCAUGCCUCGCCGAUUUACAAACCGGCGCUACCGCUCCCAGCAGGCAGUCCCCCCGUCACCCUACCACCCCAGCUUCCUGCCUUACUUCCUGUCCAUGCUUCCUGUGCCCCCAAAUGUGGCCCCCACUAUCAGUCUAGAGCUGGAUGUGGAGGACGGAGAGGUGGAGAACUAUGAGGCCCUGUUGAACCUCGCAGAGCGUCUCGGAGAGGCCAAGCCCCGUGGUCUAACUAAAGCCGAUAUAGAACAGCUUCCAUCAUACAGGUUCAACCCCAACAACCAUCAGUCUGAGCAAACACUGUGUGUGGUGUGUAUGAGUGACUUCGAGUCUCGUCAGCUCCUCAGGGUUCUGCCCUGUAAUCACGAGUUCCAUGCCAAAUGUGUAGACAAGUGGCUGAAGGCCAACCGGACCUGCCCUAUCUGUCGAGCCGAUGCCUCAGAGGUCCAGCGGGACUCUGAGUGACCUCGUCUGCACCAACACCUACAGUCUCCUGCUCCCUUCAACUCCCAUUUGGAUGCACCAACGUCUCUCCUUUAAUAAUACAGUAUACAAUUCACACACUCUGCCACAGAACUGGGACCAAUGCUCCUUAAUGCUUCACUCUUUGUCAUCGAAGACACCAAACUGUCAUUCUCACAUGGGAUCAGCAUUUAUGGGUGUGGAAACUUUCUACUGACUCGUGCUAACUUGAUUGCUGGACUUCCUAUAGGCCUUCUGUUCUGGACUACUACUCUGCCUUCUACUCACAGCUCCUCCUUUCUAUGAAUGGCCUUUACAACACACAUGACAUGUGCAGGUGGAGAUAUAAAUGUGUAUUUUUUCAACCAUUCCUCUACAGAGAGGGACAGACAGACAGACAGACAGACUGCUUUGAAAAAUGUCUGUAUAGUUGUACUAACAAACACUGAGGGAGAAUUGGCAGCCCAAAGAAUUUUUUUAAUUUCAUUGUUAUUAUUGUGGCUAUAAUUAAGCAUUCACAUCUUGCUUUGCGGAGUCAUUUUUACUAGAUUUUUUCCCCCUUUCUACUAGACCUUAUUUUCAUUUGCGUGUAUUCAUGCAUUCCUUUUGUUAUGAGAGCUGUGUGUAUGGGGUAAAACAAAAGAUACUGUACACUGCGUCAAAGGGUCAGCGUCUUUGGGGCAGUGAGAAUAUACUGUAUGAGAAUAGUGUGUGUGUGUGUGUGUUACUCUUCUGUGGUAUUUAUACAGUUCCAGUUGGUACAGUCCAUGGACUGAAACCUAAAUCCAGUUUUUUUUCUCCACUCUACUUCGGAUUGAUUUAACUUCAGACGUUUUAAAGUUGAGGUUUUGCUCAAAUGUCAUUAAGUUUAAGUACACAAACUUCUCCAGAGAAGUCGACAAUGCUGUGACAUGACUCUUGAUGUUUCAGUCACACGUUAACUAACUGUACCACCACGUCUCCAUCGCAUCAUACCUGCCCAUCUACACUGUUCCUGUGUGAAAUGAGUAUUUUGGAGGAGGCUUUUUAGAUACAUUUUUUUGUGAUGCAGUAUUUCCUUCCGAUAUGAGACAAAUCAGGACUAUUCAUCUGCCUCCACAUAUCCACUAAGCUCUCCUCCAAGUGAAUAGUUAGAUAUUACAGAGCUGACUAGGUGGAUUCAUUCAUGGAAUCGGGCAGUUGAAGAUAUGGCGCCUGUACUUGUCUCGGUACCAAACCAGCAUUCUUUGUGUGUUGGCAGAUACAGAUGCAGUGUUUUUUCCAUCACUUACAGUUUUAAAGAGACUUUAAAUCUACUUUGUUUCACCGGACAGCAAAUCUGACACUUCAGCACUUUAAUACGUAGAUCUAAGACCAACACUCUAUUUCUUUUCAUUCUCAGCAAACCACUUUUCACAGUUUGUGUAUUUGUGCAAAAUUUCAAAGCAUUAAAACAUAAAUCAUCAUGUCAGCUUCUACAGUAUGUUAACGUUAAUCCUUCUGUGUUCUCACUGCACAUUUGUACAUGUCCAGAAGUUUUCCUUUCAAAAUCCGUGUAAGGCCUGUGUCAGCAUGUCAUAAUGUAACUCCAGGAUGUUCACCUCGCGCACAGAGCAGACUUAUGUAAUUUAUCACUAUUUAUCACAAGUGGUAUUUUGUGCCAUGAUGACAAGCUAACAUGGGCCUUUUCAGAGCUUGUGUUGACAGAAGGUCGUUUUGGAAAGUUAAACCCGGCGCAGACAGUCUUACAUCUGAGAUGCCUUUUUUUCCCAUAAAACUGAAUUUUCCAGGUACAAGCCGAAUCUAUCCAGUGUCCUAACAUCAGACCAAUACAUGUAGAAACCAGUUUUAGAUUUAAAGAGUAUCUGUGAGAACCUUCAACUUCUACAACUCCUCCUCAGUGUUGUCAGUGUAUAAAGUCAUGUAAUAUCUAUGGGAGUGGAGGGAAACUAAAUUUUCUGUCAUUGUUCUGUUUUUCCUUUGGGGUCAAAGGUCAUAUUUAUGACCGUAUACAUCCAUUUUGUGUCUUAGGAUUGUUUUGUGUUGGACAGUUUUCUGUUGCUUGGUACACUAGCAAUUACCUCAGUCCCACUAUUUAUGUCUUUGCAGAAAAUGGUGCAACCAGUAUGAUUAGUGCUUAUCAAUUCAUUUUGCUAAUGUUUUUCAUGCAAGUUGUUGGGUUGUUUGAACAUUUUGUUUUUCCUUUUAAACUCUAUGAAACUAUCAUUAAAAUGGUGUCAUAGUAGUUUCAUCUUGUAUUAUAUCUGUAACCAAAAUCAUUUGAAGGCUUGUUAUGAUGAUGAAAUUUUUAACAAACAUUUGUACAUUUUGUAUGAGAGUUAUUACUAGUAAUACUUUAUUAAGUAGUGCAAUGAU